UUUGUAAAAGUUCCUGAACAGAAAGAGCAUAUCGUCUAGUCCAAUGGUAUUGUUUUAUGCAACUUACAGCGCGCGAUCAAUCACGCAAAUGGUACCGGCAACAAAAAAGUAACGAGUAACCAUGCGUCUUGGUGAAAGUUAGGUCGAACAUUUGCGUGAUUCUGCCCGUCAGUCAGCACUUGUUUAUAAGCGACUGCUCGGGCGAAGCGCACUCCACUGUCAGUCAGCUACCAAGUUAGCUUCUUGUUAGCAUCGCCUGAGCUACAAGAUGAGCUUUUCACGAGAAAUAAAACUGCUUCAGAAGGCGAAAUACAAAGCCCAGAACAGCAGCAACAUAAGAGAGGAGGCUAACAUCUGCAAUCAGCUUGGAGAGCUGCUAUCAAGAAACGGCGACUAUGAGGCCGCCAUUGAGGAGCACCAGCAAGAGUUGGCACUCUCUGAAGUGGUAAAUGAUGUGAUUGGACGAGCUGUGGCCAAUCGUAAGAUAGGAGAGUGCUACGCAGAGUUGGGAAACAUUGAAGCGGCCUUGAAACAUCAGCACCGUCACCUGGACCUGGCCCGCUCUGUUAAAGAUCACGCCGAGGAGCAAAGAGCGCUCGCCACUAUCGGCCGAACCUACCUCUUCCGCUAUGAGUCAGACCAGUCGAGGAAAAGUCUUGAACAAGCGGAAGAUGCCUUCAGGAGGAGCUUGGCCAUUGUGGACGAUCUUCUAGGGACGGUGCCACAGCGAGAAAUUAAUGAGAUGAAGGCUCGACUCUUCCUCAAUCUCGGUUUGGUUUGCGACCACCUGGGGGAGCCCAAGCGCUGCAGCGAGUUCAUUCGACGCAGUGUCUUCAUCGCAGAGAAGAGCACGCUGCUGGAAGAUCUCUACCGCGCCAACUUCAAUCUUGGUAACAUCUUCUUCCGCAACGGCCAGCACUCCAAUGCGGUGCGUUGCCUGGAGCAGGCCAAAGAGUGUGCACGGAAGAUGAAGGAUAAGUUCACCGAGAGCGAGUGCUUCCAUUGCAUUGGCAAGGUUCAGCUUUCUUUGGGUGAUUUUGUGGCUGCGAGACGCUCUCUUAAGAAGGCUCUAUUGUUGGGUUCCCAACAGCCAGUGGACAGACAGGCCGUGAAGAAAGCCUUUAAAUACGCCGACCAAGGCUGUAAAUUAGAAGAGGGGUUGGGAGAGGAUCAGUGCAGGGCUUCCCAUGAGGCCGUAGGUCUGGCGGAGCAACUUGGAGAUCUUUACUGUAAGGUCGGCUGCUUCCACAAAGCUGUGGAUGCAUAUCAAGCGCAGCUCACAGGCGCUGAGGCGUUAGGGAAGCCCGCACGCGAGCUGGCGGUCAUCCACGUGUCUCUGGCCGCGACCUUCACUGACCUGCGGCGGCACGGUGAAGCGGUGCAGCACUACAAGCAGGAGCUGGCAUUACGGCAGGGCAGCCCGGCCGAGGAAUGCAGCACCUGGCUGAACAUCGCAGCGGCCCAGGAGGAGAGCGUUGUUGCCUUUGAGGAUCAGGACAGCAGCUUCGGUGCUGCCCUUCGUUGUGCUCAAACACAUGGGCAGGCCCGACUGCAAAAGCGCGUUUUGAAGCUAUGGUUGGCGGCUCAGAGGCGAAGCGGCUCGUUAAACGACAGCGAGACCGAAGCCAAACUGCUGGAGCUGUGCGCCACAGAGGGCUGGACGCCACAUGACAGUGAUGGAGAGGAAGCGGAAGAGGAGGAGAUGGACAACUCUGAACCUCUAGAUGAUAGUGAUGUUGUUCUUUCAGACUCCGAUGACGACCUGGAAGAAUAUGACAAGAUGGUGUCAGGAAGGAGGAAGGCAGGACGGUGGAACAAGAGGAAUGAGAAGGGUGAGACGUCCCUCCACAGGGCGUGCAUAGACGGGAACUUGAGGCAGGUCCAGUAUCUGGUGGAGCAGGGCCACCCAAUAAACCCCAGAGACUACUGCGGCUGGUCUCCCCUGCAUGAGGCCUGCAACCAUGGUCACCAUGACAUUGUGUCUGUGCUGCUGGAGCGAGGUGCGAACAUCAACGACCCGGGCGGCCCGCUGUGUGAGGGGGUAACUCCCCUGCACGACGCCCUGGCAUGUGGCAACUUUUCAGUAGCCAGGCUCUUGGUGGAACGAGGGGCUUCUGUUAACCUCCGCAACUCUAAGGGUGAGACUGCCAUUGACACACUUCGUCAUUGGCAGCGGAUGUACAGCAAAGAACUGGACCAUGAAGCCAAGCAGGAGUGUGCAACGACUGAGCGACUGCUGAAGAAGUCACUUGCAGGAGGCGUCCACGUUGCCGUUGCCCCUCCCAAACCUUUUGACUCAUUUCAAGACAGCCAGCUAUUUGAUGCCGAGAACUCUGAGCCACUUACGUCCUCAGAAGGGGGCUGUGCCUCUAGCCAAGACUGGCCUGGGAGCAGCGAUAGGUCAAAGGUGAACACGACAGCGUCUGCUAGUCUCUCGCGACAGCAGCUAAACAGCUCAUCUCAGCGUCGGCGAGCCAGAGGGACAGAGGCUACUCUUCUUUAUGGGAAUAAGAGCAGCUCUUCAGAAGACAGUGACUCUGACAUCCCUAUUAGUCCGCUCCGUCCAGUUCGCCCGAGACCCGCCAUACCAAAAGCUCCCGGCCAAAAUAAUACGAGCCCAAACAAGGAGGGUGGCUCAACUGUCAGAGAUCCCUCCGCAUCGUCCGUCUUUGCCCAGAAAGCAUACCACAGCGCCAUCCGAGGGUUGGGUAGCGCUAAAACGCUCCUGCAGGGCCGCACACAGCCUCAUUUGUCCAGCACACCGCCGGGCCUUUCAUCUAGUAUCAAAUCAGCUUUGGUUCCCGAGGAGGAGUAUCUGAUGGAUGACUGGCUGGAGGAUGAUUUGCAGGAGAGUCAGCCGAAGAAGAAGAGGAGGCUUCAAGUUCAGAAUGGUGCCAGAGGAGAUGACGGUCUACCUUUAACAGUCAGAGGUCCGAACUCUCAGAUGUCCUGCAGGAUUCUGCCAUCCACCAGCAGAGGUGUCUCUCUGAGAAAGAACAGCUCAGUGAAGCCUCAUCAGGUCAAAAUGACACAUAUGCCCGGAAUGGUUCGAUUGGGAAGACGAGAGAUCAACAGGUCACAUAGCCCCACCCUGACAGAUGACGACAUGAGACCGGAGACGCCUCCGCCACCUCAACAAAUGCCCAUGCAGCCUCCAACUCAGACUUCCUCCAUCACUGCGUCACUGCCUCCGCCAAUAAGGAUGAGGGUCAGAGUACAGGAUGACGUCUUCCUCAUCCCUGUUCCACAAAGCGAGGCAGACUCGUGCACUGUGUCGUGGCUCUGCAAUCAGGCCGCCCAGCGUUACUACCACAAGUGCGGCCUCCUGCCUCGCCUCUCUCUGCAGAAAGAAGGCGCUCUGCUGUGCCCGCAUGACCUCCUGUUGGCCGUUCUGCACACCAACGAGGAGGUGUUGGCUGAGGUGUCUUCCUGGGACCUCCCUCCUCUUCCAGAGCGCUACAAGAAGGCAUGCCUCAGCCUGGCAGUAGAAGAGAACAAGCGCGUCACCCGACUGUGUGAGGUGCAGGACGGCAGCUCCUCCGUGUUGGUGUGCGGCCUCGGCCUGGCCCCGUCCUCCCUCGCCGCCCUUUUACGCGCCCUCAAACUGCAGGCCAGCCUCACCGAGCUACGCCUUUCGGGCAACCGCCUCCACGAUAACCUCCUCGCUGAGCUGGUGACCACGGCUAUCACCAUGCCACGGCUCUGUCUGCUGGACAUUUCGGCCAAUCAGGUUACGGGGGAGGGGCUUGAGAAGGCAGCCAACGCUUUAAAAGGAGUCAGCCAUCCUGCAUUUCCGUGUCUGAAGGAAUUGGACCUGAGCUUGAACCCACUAGGUGACAAUAUAUCAGAGUCUCUGUCCUGCCUGGUGUCCUCCUGCCCGCUGCUGGCCAAGCUAUCCCUGCGUGGCUGCAGCCUCACUUCCCGCUUCCUGCAGCAACAUCGCCUGCUGCUCGCUAGCACCCUCACAGGGACGGGCCACAUGAAGUCAGUGUGUCUAUCCCACAAUGCACUGGGCUCCACAGGCUUUGAGCUGGUGUUGAAAACUCUCCCUCUACACACUCUCACACACUUGGAUCUGUCUGCUGUACGAAAGGGGCUGGUUGAUUACCCGGCGCUGGAACACCUCGCCAUCCUUCUGUCACAGGACGACUGUUCAUUAACCCACCUCAGUUUGGCAGCUAAUGGGUUAACAGAUGACAGUGCAGCCACUUUGGCCAGGUGCUUUUCCACGUGUCCCACUCUGGUGAAUUUGAACCUGUCAGGAAACCCUUCCAUUACUUCAGAUGGAUUUCGAAUCAUCCUGAACGCCCUCCGAGAGGCGCGUCGACCUCUGACCCUUUUAAACCUUCAAGGUUGCCAGGUGUCAGGGCCGUUGGGAGGCGAGGACCUGGACGGUUUAGCAGAGCUCGUCCAAGAUCUCCGUUUUUGCUCUCAGGGCCUCAACAAGCUGGACCGGGAAGCUUUAAAGCAGACGUGGACCAACAGUCAGCCUGACGGGUAUUUUGUAAACAGAAAGGCAGCCUGCCUGCUCUCCAGUGUGGCCUCCUCCUGAGGGCCACAUGUGCUUUACAGACAGUGGCAGGCAUUUAUUUGGGAAUCAUGUGAUAACCUGCAGUUACAUUUUAUUAACAAGAGAAUGAUCGCACAUCAUUAACAUCAUCUCCCCGUAGGAAAAAGUGAACUAUUUACACUGAAGUGUCUCAAUGAACAUAUGUCUUGUUACAACUAAUUUAUGUGUUUAUGAAAGGCAUUUUGUUAGCUUUGUAUAUAUCCUUAAAGAAAAUAAACUAUUAAAGCAGCCCAAGUUUAUCAUUAAAAAGAAACUAAUCUGUUUGAGUGCCUAUUUGUAUACAAAGUCUACUUCAAUAUUUGACGUAUUUCCUCAAAUAGUGGU
This is a messenger RNA of Entelurus aequoreus (snake pipefish), 4894 nucleotides long. It is a transcript of the gene tonsl, whose product is annotated as tonsoku-like, DNA repair protein. Gene Ontology annotation, molecular function: protein binding. The record is from RefSeq and is a predicted model, not a curated record. Bases 269 to 4552 code for a protein of 1427 amino acids. Lineage: Eukaryota; Metazoa; Chordata; Actinopteri; Syngnathiformes; Syngnathidae. The transcript has 28 exons.